Messenger RNA from Magnusiomyces paraingens, 1272 nucleotides. RefSeq lists its product as uncharacterized. The coding region runs from base 1 to 1272 and encodes 423 amino acids. The record is from RefSeq and is a predicted model, not a curated record. NCBI's taxonomy places the organism in Eukaryota, Fungi, Ascomycota, Dipodascomycetes, Dipodascales, Dipodascaceae. The transcript has a single exon.
AUGAGCACCAAUAAAUCCGAAGACGAUGUUCUUGAACUUUUAAAUUCCUUAGAUAAAAAUGGUUCUUCUGUAGAGGCGAACUCUACAGCUACAGAGGACAGUACCCAAAGAAACAAAGAAGACGACGAUAUUUUGGGCUUUUUGGAUUCUUUAACUGAGACACCUAAUGAUAAAACUAAAUCUGAUGAAGUGGUUAAUGAUAGUGCAAUUCAGGAAACAAACACAAAAAAUAUAACUACGUCUGAUUCAGCUAAUUCUACUUUGAUUGAUGAGUUAAAAGUUGAUAAUGACGAAAUACCAGGUUUACCUGAUCCUAUUUCUUCAUUGACUUCUUGGUGGAAUAAAAGUAAAGGCGGAUUAUGGGAUACGGCCACAACUGCAGUAAAACAAGCAGAGGCCAAAGUCAGAGAACUUCAACCUGAGGUUUCACAAACUCAAAAGCAUGCUAUGGAAUCUCUCAAUGAUUCUAUUUCAAAGUUCAAAUUAAAUAGCGGUUUACUACACUCAACUCUUUCAUCCGUCCUUGAAACCAUUGCACCUCCAAUCGUCAGACAUGAACAACUUCAUAUUCAUGUUUUUCACGAUAUGGUGGGUUAUCCUUCGAUUGACAAUAUUGUAUACUCAAUUUUUGAAAGGGUUAUGCAACAAGUUGAGGGUGGUGGCCCUCUUGUUAUGAAUGUGCAAAAAGGAAAGGAACGUCACAGAAGAGGGUCUGAUACAGUAGAAACUCAUGAACUUAAUAUUUUUAAAGGACCAGUUGAUCAUGCCCAAAAGCUUGCUGCAGCUAGCGUUGACGAAUUUUUGCAUAAUACAGAAAAAAUUAAACCUGGGAAACCUGAUGAAACACCUUCUAAAGACACCAUAAUCAUUGAUGAAGAAGGCCUAGUAUCAUCUACCAUUCCUGACCAAACGUCAUUUGUUCGAUCGUCUAAUAUAUAUCUUUCGAUUCAACCCUGCUCUACAGACACAGAAAACACAAACCAAUCUAAAGAUGCAUUAAAUGAUAAAUCUGUUAUCAUCUCAUCUUCUUCACCUCGUACGUUUCAAUUUGUGAUUUAUCUGAAUGACCCUGAUCAUGAAAUUCAGUUUUCUACGGUAUCACAGUCAUUUCCUCUUCAAUGGGCCGAAUGGCUUGACAGUCCUGAUAGCAAAUUUGAAAAUAGUAAUGUUGAUCCUCGAGAGUGGGUUGUUGAUUGGGUUGAGGAAGGACUUGGCCUGUCAAUUGGUGUUGUAGCCCAAAACUACGUAUGUAAACGAAUGGGGACAACAUAA